AUGUAUCUUAUCUCAAUAGUCACUCUUUCUAUUUGCCUGUUAAAUAUUGACCAAGUCGAAUCAUAUCAAUGUUCAUGUUCGUGUUGUUUUGGUCGGGGCUGUCAACCAUCCCAAUUACCCGGUUUAGUCGAUGCUCAACAAUGUACCGAUGCAUCAUGUUUAGAAGCUUGCAAAGCGCGAUAUUAUCAAUGUAAUGUAUUACCUGAAAACGGUCAAGCUAUUGGAAAAUGUCUUACAACAACUACAACAACUACGAAUUCUCCAAUCAUUGGUGGUCCAUAUUCAUGUCAAUGUUCGUGUUGUAAUACAGGUUCAUAUUUAUGUGCACCUACAUUCGUUGGUAAUACAAAUUCUUUUUCAUGCCAAGUUGGUGCAUGCAGUAUAGCUUGUACUAAACAAUAUCCACAUGUAUGUGUAAAUAACCAAUUUGGUCAAACUCAAGGUACUUGUGUUGGAACAUUCACUUCCACAGUAACUAUACCAAGUGGAUCAUCACGAUGUGGAUGUGCUUGCCAAUUAUCAACUGGAUAUCAUUAUUAUGAAGUGAUUACCAUGAAUGGCUGUUCAUCAUGUUACAGUGCUUGUCAAUCAAUUCAACUUCAAUGUUAUGCUCAUCAAACAACCUAUUGUUCUAGUUAA
Rotaria sp. Silwood1 is the source of this 639-nucleotide messenger RNA. The record is from the annotation of a GenBank genome assembly. NCBI's taxonomy places the organism in Eukaryota, Metazoa, Rotifera, Eurotatoria, Philodinida, Philodinidae.